AUGGCGUCCUUUUCUACUAUGAAAAGCAUGGUAUCGAUCCUAUAUUCGAAUAUAUUCGUGAACCUCCCCAUACCAGAGGGCAAUUUGAGUGACUGGACUAUUAUUGUAUCCGGGUCUAACCAAGGUCUUGGAUAUGAAGCCAGCAAACAUUUACUUCGUCUCGGUGUACAUCGCCUCAUCAUGGCCGUCAGAAACUGCAAAAAGGGCGAUUCUGCGCGACUGCAACUGUUGAAAGCCACCGGUCGUGAAGACAGCUCGAUUGAAGUUUGGGAGCUUGACAUGGAUAGUUCUCUCUCAGUCCAUAAAUUUGCACAGCGUGCAGCCACUCUCCCCCGUCUCGAUGCGCUCUUGGCGAAUGCUGGCCUGGCAACAACUAGCUUCAGCUUGGUGGAAGAAAAUGAACGAACAAUCACAGUCAAUGUGGUGAACACAUUUUUACUGAUUGGUUUAUUGUUGCCUAAACUGCGAGAGUCUGCCGCAAAAUUCGGUAUUACUCCGCGAAUCUCUAUUGUGAAUUCGGCUUUGCACAAUUUUGUCUCAUUACAAGAAUUUGACAGUCAUAAUGAUGGGGGAAUUUUUGCUCAUCUGAAUAGCAAAGAAAGUGCUAAUAUGGCUGGGCGAUAUCCUUUGUCAAAGAUGUUGGUCCUCUUUGGGGUUAGGGCAUUAGCUGACCGAUUGAAAGAGAGCAAGGAGCCAUUGGUGAUUGUCAACUCACCGAAUCCCAGCUGGUGCAAAUCUGAAUUGAUGCGUGAGAACAGCAGUACAGGAUACCGCUUGGCACAGUGUCUGUUAGCUCGUAGUACCGAGCAUGGAAGCCGGGCUUUAGUUCAUGGAAUUCUCUCGGGCAAGGAGAGUAAUGGCCAAUAUCUUGAUAACUGUCGAGUGAAAAGUCCGUCUCCUCUUGUGACAACCGCCAAAGGUUCACAAGUACAGGAAGCCUUUUUCCAUGAGCUGUUUGAGAAACUCGAACACCAAUCACAAGGCAUUAGCCAAGUACUUUAG
This is a messenger RNA of Penicillium macrosclerotiorum, 1002 nucleotides long. Its product is annotated as Short-chain dehydrogenase/reductase SDR. Lineage: Eukaryota; Fungi; Ascomycota; Eurotiomycetes; Eurotiales; Aspergillaceae. The record is from RefSeq and is a predicted model, not a curated record. Bases 1 to 1002 code for a protein of 333 amino acids. The transcript has 2 exons.